This is a messenger RNA of Olea europaea var. sylvestris, 831 nucleotides long. RefSeq names its product mavicyanin. The record is from RefSeq and is a predicted model, not a curated record. The transcript is spliced from 2 exons. Gene Ontology annotation, molecular function: electron transfer activity. The coding region runs from base 132 to 692 and encodes 186 amino acids. Gene Ontology annotation, cellular component: plasma membrane. NCBI's taxonomy places the organism in Eukaryota, Viridiplantae, Streptophyta, Magnoliopsida, Lamiales, Oleaceae.
GCCUUGUUAUCUCUACCAAUCAGGGCAAUGGUUUUAUACAUUGUCUGGCCAACCACAUUCUCUUAAACUUUUUAGUGUCUACCUCUCUAGAUCUUGACAAAAGGCAAAGAGUGGCAGAGAAGGUAAUAGAUAUGGCUACAUUUAGAAUUCCGAGAUUUUUUCUUUUGUAUGCUCUUCUGUUUCUCGCGUUAAUUCAAUCCAGUGUCCAUGGCAAAAUUUACCAAGUUGGAGAUUUAGAUGCUUGGGGCAUUCCCACUGAAUCAAAUCCAAAUGUCUACUCUAAAUGGUCCAAGAAUCAUGAGUUCAAGAUUGGAGAUUCCCUCUUUUUCUUGUACCCACCAAGUCAAGAUUCUGUCAUACAAGUGACAGAAGAAUCCUACAAUAGCUGCAACUUGAAAGAUCCAAUCUUGUACAUGGAUAAUGGAAAUUCCCUCUUCAAUAUAACUGCGCCGGGGGAGUUUUACUUGACGAGUGGAGUUGAUGGGCACUGCCAAAAAUCACAGAAACUACACAUUUCUGUGUCUGGAAAUGGAUCUUAUGCUGCAGUUUCGCCGGCGACGUCUGCUCCUUCUCCCUCUUAUCCUACUGUUUUUGGGUCGAUUCCAGUACAGGCUUCUGCUGCUCCAUUGCACAAAAUCCCAAUUUUGAUGUCAGUACUAAUUGGAUUUUUUGCUUCCCUUCUCUACUUCUAGCAAGAUAAAUGAUAUAGCCAUGAGCCAUCAUCUUGUCAUGUCAUGCUGAGUUUUAAUUGCUUCUUAAUGUUUUUGUUUUCAACUUUGUUGUAUUCUUUGAUUUGUAGAAAGAUAUUAUUGAAGGAUAUAUUUUUCUCGA